Messenger RNA from Amborella trichopoda, 543 nucleotides. Lineage: Eukaryota; Viridiplantae; Streptophyta; Magnoliopsida; Amborellales; Amborellaceae. The record is from RefSeq and is a predicted model, not a curated record.
AUGCCGAAAAAGGUCAACACAAUAGCGAGACGAGCCUGGGACCUCCUAAGAUGGGUCAUUUUCAUGGCCAAGAAAAGAGGGUAUCUCAAGCACAAACUCAUUCUCUGCAAGAAAGCAAUCAGCACAGCAAGAAUCAAGCUCUUCCAAUCUCCCGAAAAGAAAUACAAAUACAUAGCAGCGUACCAGUUCUCACCCGAUAACUCCCCUGUUUUUCAAUACUCAAGGAAACCCAGUCGAAAAAGUCAAAGGUUUCACCUUGCAAUGGUUAUUCUUCCUUGUAAGGAUUGCUUCUCUGUCCAACAACCAGAGGAGGAACCCGAGAUAUCGCCCAUUACCGUCUUUUCAGGUGAGGUGGGGUUGUCAGAUGAAGAACCUGAUAUUUCGGCAAUUACUGUAUUUUCUGGUGAGGUGGGGUUGCCUGUGUCAUGUAGCCUGACUGAUAUAGAGGAAGAAGGUGACUGUGUUGAUAAGAAGGCUGAGAAAUUCAUUGCUAGGUUUUAUGAAGAGAUGAGGAUUCAAAGGGAAAAGGAGUUCCUUUUGUGA